GACUGAUACUGGCAAUGUUAAUGGUCAGUCCUACUUUCUAUCAGAACCAGAAUGGCUAAAAACAAUGUUUUCUACACUGUGCUGGAGGUCCUGAUCGCUGUGGCAUGUUGCCUUGGUAACCUGCUGGUCAUCUGGGCAGUGUGGACGUGUGGUGCCAUGCGGCGGCAGCCCACCUUCUGCUUAAUCAUCUCUCUGGCUGUUGCCGACUUCCUGGUGGGGGCCGUGGCCGUACCUCUGUCGGUUCUGGUGGACGGACGGGUCAGGACCUCUUUCUAUGGCUGUCUCUUGCCAAGCUGUGGUGAGAUUGUAGUGACCCAAGCGUCCAUUCACUCCCUGCUAGCCAUAGCUGUGGACCGAUGUUUGCGUGUAUACAUUCCUCACAGAUACAAAACAAUGAUGACACAGAAACUCUCUUGGACCAUAGUAGGAGUCUGCUGGGUGUCUGCAGGUAUUUUGGGGUCUGUUCCCGUGUUUGGAUGGAAUCGCCACGACACUCUAGAACAGAUGGAAGCAUCAAACUCCACAACCAUCACUUGCACAUUUUUGGCAGUGAUUCCAAUGUCCUUCAUGAUCAACUUUAACUUCUUUGCUUGUGUGCUGCCACCCAUGCUGCUUAUGAUGUUGUUAUACUUCUACAUCCUUAUUAAGAUGCAGCAUCUGAAAGGAAGUGGGGCUAGCAGCAGUGAGUUUCGUUCUUACUAUCAGAAGGAGCGGAAACUCACCCACUCCCUCAUUCUCAUUCUGACAGUCUUUGUAGUCUGCUGGCUACCGCUGCACUUCAUGAACAUGAUCUCUUUCUACCGUCCACAGACCACAGUUCCCCAUGAAGUCUUCUACAUGGGCAUCCUACUUUCCCAGGCAAACUCAGCCAUUAAUCCAGUCAUAUAUGCCCUUAAGAUCCAGCAUAUACGAGCUGCCUUAAUGUCAUUGUGGAGGAGGUUAUUUAUGUGCAAAGAAGCAGAGGAGACACAUAUGAGCAGUCAGACACCAGGGAAUGCCAGCAGCUGCAACACACACAAAAUGAGAGUUAUUCAGGACAUGAUCAAUGUAACAACAACAGAGCGUGACGAGUGAUAUUUGUCUGACUGCAAUAUAUAGUUUCAUGCAGAUUUGCAUUCAUACAGAUUGAUAAUAGUUGUAUAAUGCCCUGUAAUCCUGAGGGGGAUAUACCCAUAAACAUACUAUCCCUUUGUUUCAUUUUGCAACCUUUAAACUCCAGACUUUUAUGGAUAGUAAUAUUUUCAUCAUAAUUGUGGAUUCUACCUAUAACAUGUGAUCCAUAGUUCCCAACCUCACAUGGUAUUAAAACUAGAUAUACCAUAAAGCGGUACAAAAUAUGACCGCUGCUCAGUCCUGCACAUUCUCUCUGCAAAAAUAAAUCACACUUUGUCAA
Messenger RNA from Alosa sapidissima (American shad), 1393 nucleotides. Its product is annotated as adenosine receptor A1-like. Gene Ontology annotation, cellular component: membrane; dendrite; synapse. Gene Ontology annotation, biological process: G protein-coupled adenosine receptor signaling pathway. The coding region runs from base 52 to 1074 and encodes 340 amino acids. Gene Ontology annotation, molecular function: G protein-coupled adenosine receptor activity. The transcript has 2 exons. Lineage: Eukaryota; Metazoa; Chordata; Actinopteri; Clupeiformes; Clupeidae. The record is from RefSeq and is a predicted model, not a curated record.